AUGUGUGCGGUGGGCGCCCUGGACGAGGCGCUCCCGCGGCCCUGCCUGCAUCUGCCCUCUCCCUUCCUGGAGGUCUUCCUCCUUCCUGUCUCGACCGCGACCUCGCCCGCCAGGGCCCGAAGAUUCCUGACCGUAUCGCGCUUGCGCUGGUUUGCUGGAAUCGACGCCAUGGCGCGCUCUGACAGCGCGCCACUGGAGCCAAUGCGGCUACGGAUGCAGCGAGGUCGAGAACAUGACGCUGGACCCAAGCAACUGCCCGAUAUCACGCGCCUCGUCAACAGUUCACUACCAACAGCAGUCCACUGA
Molecule: messenger RNA, 306 nt
Organism: Prorocentrum cordatum
Lineage: Eukaryota; Dinophyceae; Prorocentrales; Prorocentraceae
Source: the annotation of a GenBank genome assembly